AUGGGGCUGGUUCAGAUCUGCCCCUUUUGUGGAGAGCGAGAUGAAACAAGAGACCACCUAUUUUUUGCUUGUCCUUACACCUACACACUAUGGCUUCAAGUGCUGGGUACUCUACUGCGGCCUCCUCCCUCUUCGGACUUGGGCGAAAAUGUGGACAGGAUUGCUGCAAUAUCUAAUGACAGGCUGGGAUCGAUUGUGGCGAGGUUGUCGUUUCAGGUGGCUAUCUAUUAUAUCUGGAGGGAGCGUAAUGAGCGUCGUCACUCUCAGGUUGCUCGGCCAGUAGAGCAGCUUGUGAGGAUUAUUGACAAGACAAUCAUGCAAAGAAUAAUGUCUACGAGAUAUUAUGGGAAGCAAAAGCUAGCAGGACUUCUUCAACUUUAG
Raphanus sativus (radish) is the source of this 381-nucleotide messenger RNA. RefSeq lists its product as uncharacterized. The transcript has a single exon. The record is from RefSeq and is a predicted model, not a curated record. Lineage: Eukaryota; Viridiplantae; Streptophyta; Magnoliopsida; Brassicales; Brassicaceae. Bases 1 to 381 code for a protein of 126 amino acids.